CCUCUACUUGGUUUGGCCCAGUGAUGUAAAGAGUAGCAUCACCAAUUGCACCUGAAUCGGGAAAAUCUGAAGGGAUCUUCUCCCUGACAGUUGUCCUGCUUUGUGGAUGUGAACAAAGAACAAACAUUUUCGCCAUGGCACCAUGGAUCAGAGAAUUUGUGCUGCUCCUUGGCUUUUUGGGAUUCGCGUUUGUCGUCAUGAUGUUGGUCUUCCAAUGGGACGCAUUACCAGAAGUGAGAGGAAAACAUCUCUCCAGUCAGCCCCAAAUAAUAACCACUGAGAGGAUCCCUGAGCAGCAGGAACUGAGAAAGAAGCUGCUAAGAGAAACGUGUGAUGGUGACCGAGAUGCCUUUACUGAGGGCAAGCACAGUUUAGAUGACUUGAGUGUAGAGGAGCUGGAUAACUUUAUUGUGGAUGACAAACAAUGCAUCGUCUACUGUUUCAUUCCCAAGGUGGCAUGUACCAACUGGAAGACGGUAAUGUUUGUCCUGAACCAGAGCAAGCCAUAUCCUGACCCCAAGUCCAUAAAUGUUGACUUGGUCCACGACAUCGACAAGCUCGUUUACCUGAACGCUUUCCCAAGAGAAGAGAUUGAGGCAAAGCUGAAAAACUACACCAAGUUCAUGUUUGUCCGGGACCCAUUCACCCGACUCAUCUCCGCCUACCGAGACAAGUUCCUGCAGUGGCACGAUGAGUACUACUAUCUAAACUUUUCCCGGGAAAUUCUGCGCCUGUACGGCAACCUGACUAAUCCACCACGGACGGUGAAAGAGGCGUCUGUAACGGAGUUACACCCCUCAUUUUACAACUUCAUUCAGUACUUGCUGGACCCGCGGACAGAGGAGAAGCAGCCCUUUGACCUUCACUGGAAGCAGAUGUACCGCCAGUGCCACCCCUGCCUCAUUCAGUAUGAUUUCCUUGGCCAUCAGGAGACUCUUCAACAGGACGCUCAACAGCUGCUGAGGAUGUUAAAGCUGGAGAACGACAUCAAGUUCCCUCCUUCCUAUGAAAACAUGACUUCCCCUUCUUCUGUGUCGGAGUGGUUCAGCACAGUGCCUCUAGAGGACAGGAGGAAGCUGUACCAGCUCUAUGAGAAGGACUUCAGGCUUUUUGGCUACAGAAGGCCUGGAGAAUUGCUUGAUGGUUGAGAU
This is a messenger RNA of Perca fluviatilis (European perch), 1151 nucleotides long. Its product is annotated as carbohydrate sulfotransferase 12-like. Bases 135 to 1148 code for a protein of 337 amino acids. The transcript has 7 exons. Gene Ontology annotation, biological process: proteoglycan biosynthetic process; carbohydrate biosynthetic process. NCBI's taxonomy places the organism in Eukaryota, Metazoa, Chordata, Actinopteri, Perciformes, Percidae. Gene Ontology annotation, molecular function: sulfotransferase activity. The record is from RefSeq and is a predicted model, not a curated record. Gene Ontology annotation, cellular component: membrane.